AUGCGUACCAAGCGUGACCCAAUGUUGAAGUAUAUGGCUAAUGUUGUGGAUUUCGGGGAACAUAGUAACAAUGAAAUCCAACGGACAGUGCUACCACGAACAGAAUCUGGUUAUAAAGAGACGUUACUUAUUUUUGACAAAUUUGUCGAAUUACAUCCACAUUCUAUUAUUCCGCCGGACAUCUAA
Messenger RNA from Penicillium egyptiacum, 186 nucleotides. NCBI's taxonomy places the organism in Eukaryota, Fungi, Ascomycota, Eurotiomycetes, Eurotiales, Aspergillaceae. The record is from the annotation of a GenBank genome assembly.